Messenger RNA from Electrophorus electricus (electric eel), 5096 nucleotides. RefSeq names its product kinesin family member 15 (gene kif15). NCBI's taxonomy places the organism in Eukaryota, Metazoa, Chordata, Actinopteri, Gymnotiformes, Gymnotidae. Gene Ontology annotation, biological process: microtubule-based movement. The record is from RefSeq and is a predicted model, not a curated record. Gene Ontology annotation, molecular function: ATP binding; microtubule motor activity; microtubule binding.
GCCCGUCGCGCCAAUUUUGAAGCGUUUAACCCCGAACUAGUGUCCUUUUGAAAGGUGUCGUUCGCCGCAAUGGAUAACAGAGGAAAAGCGGGAUCUGGAGACACCACAUUGCCUCUUCACUCCAACAGCGAUGGAGAUGCUAUCAAGGUGUACGUUCGUGUUCGACCUUUGACCCAGGGCACAGGGUUAACAACAGAUGGAGACCGGAGUCUGUGCCUUGCAGUGACCUCUCCUCACACUUUGCGCCUGCACUCUAAGCCAGAGCCACGAACCUUCACCUAUGAUCACGUGGCUGACAUGGACACCUCUCAGGAAUCAGUGUUUUCGAGCGUAGCAAAAAACAUUGUGGAGUCAUGCAUGAACGGUUAUAACGGCACCAUAUUUGCGUAUGGACAGACCGGCUCAGGAAAAACCUUUACCAUGCUCGGUCCAAAUGAGAUGAGUGAUUUCUCUGAUGAACUGCGUGGUGUCAUUCCUCGUAGCUUUGAGUAUCUGUUCUUUCUCAUCAACAGAGAAGUGGAGAGGUCUGCAGGGGCCAAGAGCUUCUUGUGCAAGUGCUCCUUUAUAGAAAUCUACAACGAGCAGAUCUAUGACCUGCUGGACAGCGCCUCGGCCAGCCUGUUCCUGCGUGAGGACAUUAAGAAGGGAGUGUUCGUGGAAGGAGCUGUGGAGAAGUAUGCUGCUUCUGCCGCCGAGGCCUACCAGGUGCUGUCUAUGGGUUGGCGUAACCGGCGCGUGGCAUCAACGUCAAUGAACCGCGAGUCAUCUCGCUCUCACGCCGUGUUCACCAUGUGUCUCGAGUCCAAGGAGGCCGGGCAGGAAGUGGUCAACAUCAGAACAUCCCAGCUGAACCUGGUGGAUCUGGCAGGGUCUGAGAGACAGAGGGACACGCAUGCAGAUGGGUCACGUCUAAAGGAGGCAAGCAGCAUCAACCGCUCUCUGAUGUGCCUGGGUCAGGUGAUCAUGGCCCUGAUGGAUGUGUGCAACGGGAAGAGCCGUCAUAUCUGCUACAGAGACUCCAAACUCACCUUCCUGCUCAGGGACUCUCUGGGAGGUAACGCUAAGACGUACAUCAUAGCUAACGUGCACCCUGGCUCGAAGUGCUUUGGCGAGACCCUCUCCACAUUGCAGUUUGCCCAGAGAGCCAAACUCAUCAAGAACAAGGCUAUGAUAAACGAGGACACCCAGGGCAACGUCAGACAGCUGCAGGCUGAGCUCAAGAAACUAAAGGAGCAGCUGGCUAAUGCACUCUCUGUCCAGCAAAAUGUAAAUGAAUUAGCACCUGGGGGGCCUCACAUACACACAGCUCCUGACACUGAGCCUCCGUACAGAACCCGUUUCCUCCAGGCGGUACGACUCUGGAAAAAGCACAAGGCUGAGAACAAGACCUUGCAACAGAAGCUGUCCCAGCUGAAGGAGGCCUGGGCACAGAAGGAGAAGUUCAUCCACUCCAACCGCAUGAUCCUUAGGUUCCGUGACGACCGCAUCGCCCAGCUGAAGCAGGAGCUGGAGGCGGGCAGACCGGCCCAGACGAGGCAGCAGCAGGAUGAGACGCUAAUCACGCAGCUACUGCAGGAGAUCGCCCAGCUCCGGGAUCAGGUGGAGCACCACCCACGCGUGAUGUGGUACGCAGCUGAGAACUGCAGCCUGCGGGACGAGGUCCGAGCUUUGCGGGCUUCCGAGGCGGUGAAGAGCGCUCAGGAGGCCUCUGCACAGGCUACGGCCGAGCUGGAGCAGGCCCUGCAGGAGCUCCUGCAGAUGGAGGAGAACAUGGAGCUGGCAGUGGCUCCGACCACAUACUCCACCCCGGUCACCAUGGAGACCUUGUCCUCAGUUUCUAUAGAGAGGCUGAAGGCGCAGUUGCUGCAGAAACAGUCUGAGCUCACUGCCAUGGCACAGGCAUACAACGAGUACAAGCAGGUCAACAAGAAGCGACUGCUUGAGUUGGAGUCAGAGAAGCGAUACCUAGAGAAAUCAAACAAGCACCUGGAGAAUAUUCUGGAAGCUACUAAAGCUCACACCAAGCAAGAAGUGUGUCAGCUCAAUAAGAUUCACGCUGAAACCAUUAAGAUCCUAACGACCCCGACAAAAACGUAUAACCCACGGAGUCGCUUGGUACCGCUGUCCAGCCCAGAGCACCUGAACGGCAACGCAGGGGAGCACGAAAUGGAGGAUAUCCAGAGUGAACAGCCCCCGCCUGAAAUGAGUGAGCUGGCCUUUGAGGCCCUUACUGAAGAACUGAAGCAAAUGCAGGAACAGGUCAGUCACCUGAAAGGCCAAUUGGAUGAGGAGGAAGUUAAGAACAGGAAACUGCUUCAGCAAAUCAGCAAGCUGGAAGAGCAGGUCUCUACAGCAACUGAGCAGUCUACUCGCAGAGAGCAGGAUUUUAGUUCAGAGCGGAGGUGUCUACUGGAGGAGCAGCAAAGUCUGCUGGAGAGAGUCGGCACUCUAGAGCAACAGCUCACUGAGGAGAGGGCAUUGGCAGAGGUGCUGCGCAGCGAGGUGCGUGACCUGCGUUUGGUCCUGCAGUCGUCGGAUAAGGAAUUGGGGGAGGUCCGUACUAAGCUGGAGCAGCGGUGUGCCGAGGAGAGGGAGAACGUGCAGCUCUCGAGCACUUUGAUCAGCACCCAGCUACAGCUGGACACGGUCAGGUUGGAGUGGGAACAGCUCCAGGAGCAGCACAGGUUCCUGCAGGAUGCGUAUGACACGCUGCAGGCCGAAUUCAAGUUUGAGGCAGAUCAGUACCACCAGCAGCUGCAGGAGAAAAGCAGAGAGAACAACGAACAGCAGGCCCAAAUCACCGAACUGCAAAAUUCCCUUCAGGCAGAGAGAGAACUGAUCGUCACUCUGAGGUCCCAGCUGAAGGCAGACCGAGAGAGCAACUCAAAAGAGCUGCUGCAGUCCAUGGAGGAGAAUGUCCUUUUGAAGAAGCAGAUUGUGGAUCUUGCUACUGAAAACCAACAUCAGGCCGAGACCAUCCGAGUUCUUGAGCAGAGUGUGAGCAGCGCCAACGCUUCAGUCUCCAGCGUUGAGCAGAAAAUGGAACAGGACAAAGAUGUGGUAUUGGAUCUGAUGAAACAGACUCGAGAUUUACGUUCUGAGCUGAGUCAGAAGGAGCAGAGUCUCUUGCUGUUGUCUGCUGACCUCCAAGACAUCACAGACAAGUACACCACAGUGUGUUCAGAGCGGGAGGAGGCAAAGAAGCUGACCUCCCAUAUGCAGACAGAACUCCAGGAGCUGAGGGAAGCUUCUGACAGACACGUGGCCUCGGACCGCAUUGAGUUGGAGCUACUGCAAGAGGAUCUGGCCUACACCACUGAGGAGGUGGAGUGUCUCAGUAAAGCUCUGGAGGAGAGGACUGCAGAGCUGCAGAGAGCUCAGGUCCUCCUCGCGGAGAAAGACACAACCGUCCACACGCUGCAGGAGCAGCUGAGACAACAGGAGGAGCAGAUGAAUUUAAGGACUGAAAGUGCUGACUGUGAAUCUGCUACACCCAAAGCAAACCCACAGACCCCUUGCACCCCCCGCAGCUUUGGAGCCGAGCUGUCCCAGGUGCUGGAGAGCCAGGAGAGGGAGCUAGAGAGCAGACGAUCCUCCAUGAUGACGAUGGAGGUGCUGCUGUCGGAGCUCAAUGCUGAACGCGUCGCCAAGAACGAGGAGAUCCAGAGACUCAAGGCUCAGCUAAAUGAGAAGGAAAGUAUGCACUUGGGGAUCCAGGCUCUACUGGAGCAAUUUUACAGUGCACAGAACCAGCAGUCUCAGAGCAGCAAUGCCACAGAAAUUCUGAAGGAAGUUGUGCAGCAGUCUGUCCUUCGAGAGUUACGGGAAGAGAGGAGUGCAAAGAAUGCUCUAGUGCAGCAGCUUGCUGAAACUCAGAAGGCCUUUCAGCAAAAGGACAUGACGCUGGCCCAGUCUCAGACCUGCGUGCAGGAGCUGACUACCGAGCUGAGGAACCGCUGCCUGGAGCUACGUGAACUCCACCUCAAAGAUCAAGAGCAGGAGAUGCUCACACAGGAAGUGGAGGUGUUGAGGAAGCAGGUGGAUCACCUGGCAGAGGAGAAUGGCAAGCUUCUCGGCCACCAGAACCACAAGCAGAAGAUCGAGUACAUGGUGCGGCUGAAGAAGGAGCUAACAAAACUGCAGGAGGAGAAUGAAAAGCUACGUCACAAGAGCACGUCGUAACCUGGGCCAGAAGUUCUCCUUACAGAAGCAUAUCUUAAACUCGGCCAGAAGUUCUUCAUAACGCUCUGAGCGUCUGGAUUGAGACAGUCAGGAACACAAACGUCUUAAAAAUCGUUCGCAACUGUACAGUUUUUACUUGCAAAGGAUGCGAAAAAGCAAAACGAGCCAGCUCGUCAAGUAGGCUCACGGGUACGUGGAACAGGUUUAUGUUCCCUCUUUUCUUAAAGCUAUGGUUAUGUUUCCUGACAACACAAUGUUGGAAUAAGGGUGAACAUGGUGAAACGUUACCUGUGUGUGUGUGUGUAAGAUGUCAUUGCUGUUUAUAAAUAGGAAAUGGUGUCUGUUUGACUUGGUGUGUAGGUUGGUUGUAAAUUGUUAUACAUUUUAAAAGUACAAAAUUUAGAUGUUUCUGUAAACGUACAAACAAAUUUAAUUUGUGGCUAUAUUAAGCCAUAUUUUUAUGUUGUGGUCACUGACGGAGGGAUGGUUUUGUCAAAAAUGCACAGUUUAAAAAAAGCCCUCAAAGUGGCUAUUACGAUGGCCUAAUGACAUGCUAGUUCGGUGCUGGACAGAAGAAAUAGUGUUUCAUGUUGAGUCGAAGUACCACAUCACACUGGGCAUUACUGGAUAUCUUAUUCUUAACUUGUACACAAUCCUAAGUUUGUUGCUGGCAGUCGGUCAAUCAUUUUUAUAGGUGGUCCUUCACACGAUUGAUAUAAUUGUGGGGGAAGUGUUGGUGAUUAUGCUGUAUUGCACUGCUUAAGUAACACGUUUGUAGGGGGAUUAAUUUCAUUAUCUACAAAACACUUGGGCGGGGGUGUCCAUUUAACUGAGCCUUUCUUCUUUUCAUAAUUGUGAUUACUUCGUGGAAAUAGUAUGAUGUAGCCAAACAUUUUAAAGAUGAAUAAAUAUAU